UGUACAUCCCACUAUGCUUUGCGAUGACGGUCUGACAAGUGGAUCCAAGAUGGCGUAGAAAGUAAAGCUAGACGGUUUGUCCCUAAGUCAUGGCGGACAGGAGAGCGGAGAAGUCAUGUGAAGAAGCCAGUAGAUCGUUAGCCAGGCGGGAGUACGAGGCGGCAGUCAGCCAUAGCACGGAUGCCCUGGUGGUCCUUGCACCCCAACCCCCAUCCUCCAGCAACCCCAUCCCGCUGAGCCCUCCAUCUCUUGUCGCCGCCGCCGGACCCCUCCGCAGCCGUGCCCUGCUCUACCGAAUUGCUGCCUUCUUGCAGCUGAAAAAUUAUGAUGAAGCAGAUGAAGACUGCAAACAUGUCCUGGCAGAAGAAAUUGCCAGGGGAGAUGGUUCACUACAGGCGAACUUGCGCUCCAUGCUGUUGGAUGGCAGCCUGCAGGAGGUGGCCAGCAUCCUGUCUAAAGCCUUGUAUGGAGAGCCAAUGAAUGGUAUUGUUGCAAAAGACCUGAGCAGAUUAAAAAUGCUCUUCUCUGAAAUAGAGGCUGUAAAAGGAGAGAUGGCACCAGAAUACACAGAUGACCAGGAUGAAGAGGUCCAAGAUGGCUGGCGGUUCCGACCACCUCCAAGAGGAGUCACGAGCAGUGAGGAGUACACCCUUUGUAAAAGGUACUUGGAGCAGGGCCUGUGUCGGUAUGGGGCCCAGUGUACAUCAGCUCAUUCGCAGGAGGAGCUUAUGGAGUGGCAGAAGCGCUAUGCUUCACGCCUCAUCCGCCUCAAACAACAGCAGGAGAGUAAACACUUCACCGAAAACUACAUGGAGACCUUAAUAGAGAAGUGGAUGAACUCCCUUUCUCCAGAGAAAGUGCUAAGUGACUGUUUAGAAGGAGUGAAUGUAGAGACCACCUCUAGCCUCUCUGUCACCGUCACCACCAAAAAAUCCUCCCACUCCUGGGUCUUCUCCUUGUUGUGCAAGCCGCCUAGAAAGCUGUACCGGAUUGCUCUCCUCUAUGAUGCCCACCGACCACACUUCUUCAUCACAGGCGUGUCAGCUGGAGAGCGGCUCCAAGGUGUUCCCAAAGGCUGCCAAGAGUGGACUCCAGGGGAGGAGACAGCAGUGGCAGCAGACAAUGGCCUGGACCACUGUGUCUACAAGGUCGCAGUGGGUUUCAGCACAGAGAUCUUUGGUACCUUCCGACAGACCAUUGUUUUUGACUUUGGUUCAGAACCUGUGCUAAUGCAGCGGAUCAUGGUGGAUGCUGCCUCUAUUGAAGAUCUGCUCUACAUAGAAGAGAUUGCACAGUACAAAGAAGUUAGCAAGUUUAACAUCAAGGUGAACCUGCAGCUCGUCACUAGCUUUAUGCUGACUGGCAUUUCUGUUGGAGCAAAGUAUGCUCAGAAUGGACAGCUUUUUGCACGUUUCAAACUCAAUGAAACACUUUCUGAGGACACACUGGCUGGGCGGCUAGUGAUGACCAAGGUAAAUUCAGUUCUGCUGCUACCUUUGGGCCGUGAAGCGAUCAACAGCCAGCCGCCUCCUGGAGUUAAAGAGCGUGUUUAUGAGGCUGUGAUUGAGGAGAAGACUAAGGAUUACAUCUUCCUAAGGAUCUGCAAGCACUGCUGUGAGGAACUUGGGCUGCUGCCUGACAGAGAACUACAGGUGGAGCUCCAGUUCCAGCUGAACAGACUGCCACUCUGUGAGAUGCAUUAUGCCCUGGAUCGCAUCAAAGAUAAUACUAUCCUUUUCCCUGAUGUUAGCCUUGUCCCUACUAUCCCCUGGAGUCCCAACAGGCAGUGGGAUGAGCAGUUGGAUCCUCGUCUGAAUGCCAAACAGAAAGAGGCCAUCCUGGCCAUCACCACACCCAUCUCUGUCCCUUUGCCCCCCAUUCUUAUCAUUGGGCCCUAUGGUACCGGCAAGACCUUCACCCUGGCACAGGCUGUAAAGCACAUCCUCCGCCAAGACCACAGCAGGGUCCUGAUCUGCACCCACUCCAACAGUGCGGCUGACCUUUACAUUAAGGACUACCUUCAUCCUUAUUUUGAAGCAGGCAAUCAGCAUGCCAGACCUCUCAGGGUAUACUUCAGGAACCGCUGGGUGAAGACGGUCCACCCAGUGGUCCAGCAGUACUGUCUCAUCUCCAGCACACAGAUCACUUUCCAGAUGCCCACAAGGGAGGACAUCCUCAGGCACCGCGUGGUGGUGGUCACCCUCAGCACCUCCCAGUACCUCUGCCAGCUUGACUUGGAGCCUGGUUUGUUCACUCAUAUCCUAUUGGAUGAAGCGGCCCAGGCCAUGGAGUGUGAAACCAUCAUGCCUUUUGCUCUAGCUAGCAAGACAACCCGCAUCGUGCUGGCUGGAGACCACAUGCAGCUCAGUCCAUUUGUGUACAGCGAGUUUGCACGGGAGCGCAACCUGCACGUGUCCCUGCUGGAUCGACUGUAUGAGCACUACCCCCCUGAAUUCCCCUGUCGUAUUCUCCUUUGUGAGAACUACCGCUCCCAUGAAGCUAUCAUCAACUACACGUCAGAAUUGUUCUAUGAUGGGAAGCUAAUGGCAAGUGGGAAGCAGCCCUCCCAUAAGGACUUCUACCCUCUGACCUUCUUCACAGCAAGAGGAGAAGAUGUCCAGGAGAAGAAUAGCACUGCCUACUACAACAAUGCUGAGGUAUUUGAGAUCGUGGAACGGGUGGAGGAGUUGCGCAAAAAGUGGCCAGUGGCCUGGGGGAAGCUGGAUGAAGGCAGCAUUGGGGUGGUGUCGCCAUAUGCUGACCAGGUGUUCCGCAUUCGUGCUGAGCUACGGAAGAAGAGAAUGCCUGAGGUCAGCGUGGAAAGAGUGCUCAAUGUCCAAGGUAAACAGUUCCGGGUGCUGUUCCUUAGCACGGUGCGUACACGGCAUACCUGCAAGCACAAGCAAACGGCCAUCAAGCGCAAAGAGCAGCUGGUUGAGGACUCGACAGAGGACCUUGACUAUGGUUUCCUGUCCAACUACAAGCUGUUGAAUACAGCCAUCACCAGAGCCCAGUCCUUGGUUGCAGUUGUGGGAGAUCCCAUCGCGCUAUGUUCUGUUGGGCGUUGCAGAAAAUUCUGGGAGCACUUUAUUUCCAUUUGCCAUGAAAACUCGAGCCUACAUGGCAUCACCUUCGAGCAGAUUAAGGCUCAGCUGGAGGCCCUGGAGCUCAAAAAGACCUAUGUCCUCAACCCAUUGGCGCCAGAGUUCAUCCCUCGUGCCCUUAGGCCCCUGCAAGGACACCAUUCGUCUUCACAGGCCCUCCAUCCCCACCAUCAUCCGCAUUCUCAGCAUGCACAGCCAGCCUCCAACAAGCAGGGCCCCCAACAGCAGCAACAGUCACCUCCUAAGGGUAAACAUGCAAACCACACAGAGCAUCUCCCACCUGAAGGAUAUGUCCAACCAAACCCAGCAGUGUUGAUGGGGAACCCUAUUCGGGCAUUCACACCACCUUUGGGUGGCACACCAGCUGGUAUGGGCAAGUCACCUAGUCCUGUGCAGAGGAUAGAUCCUCAUACAGGUGCCAGUAUCCUCUACGUUCCAGCUGUAUAUGGUGGAAACAUGGUCAUGCCCAUGCCCCUGCAUUUGCCCUGGCCAGGUUACCAGAAUCGCUUUGCUGUGGACCCUCGCAUCAUGGGUCAUCCAGCAGCCAUGGCUUACAACUUUAAUCUGCUGCAGCCACCAAAUAGAGGCUCCCCCAUUCCUUAUAGUGGGGUAGCACACCCCUCUCCUCUAGGACUAGCCCAGCCGAGCCCAGACAAAGAGCCUUCUGACCCCAUCAGAAAUGGUAAAUUAGAAGGAUGUUCAAAGUCAGAGCAGAAUCAUCUUCAGACACCAGAAAGAAAAACCACAGACAUGAAGGAAAAACAGGGAGAUUUAGACUCAGGCCAAAGUCGAAGUCUGGAUUCACAGACAGAAAGCCUAGUUGGAUUUCCAAAUCCUCUGCUCCACCGAAAAGACCCCUCAGCUGCCCAAAGACCUCUUAAUUUCCAACUUGCGCCACCUAGUACACCCUUUCCUUCAAAUCCAAUCAGUGGAAGAACCUUCCCCCAGCAGUAUUCAGUCACUAGGCUUCCUUAUCGGGUUAGCCAGCCUCAACACCCAGGGAUGGCCCAGCAAAAUCAGCAGCAGCAACAGCAGCUCAGUCCUGCCUACACUGGUGGAAGCCAUAAUGCGUCUUUUUUCAGUGGCCCUAUACCCACUCACAGACCUGUCCAGUCCCCGACUUUGAAUGGGCCAGACUCUGGAGGAGUAGAGGAGAUGAGUAGCUCUGUUAGGACUCCAAUGGGCCACCCAGGAGGCCACCACUCAGGCCUGUCACAGCAUAACAGGGUCAGCAGCUUUGGGGAUGAGGGACAGGAUGGAAACCCAGGAGAUGGUUUGGAUCUUCAGGGACCCUUGGCUCUAGAGGCCCUUAGCCAGCAGCAGGCAGCUAGGCUGGGCCAGUGGGGGGAGGCAGCAAGCCCUUUCAUCCAGGCCAGUGUUGCCUUUCCUCUGCCCCAACAGCUUGCCCACCUUGCUCAAUCCAACAUGGCUCGCUUCCCCCAUCAGCUGCUUCGGGCAGGUAACUGGGGCCUUAGUUCCAAUCUGGAUGAUGAAGCUGUUCCUUCUGCCUCGACCGGGCCAACUUUCAGCAGGUAUCCAGGUCUCUUGAGAGAGAUGGCUCCACAGGAACAGCCUGAGCCCAGGGAAGCAGUUGAGAUGCAGCCCCCACCUCAGUCUCGCCUCCUCCAGUAUCGCCAGUCCCAGCCCCGUGGCUCGGGUGACCCUUCAUCCUCUUUAGGUGCCAUUUCCAAUCAAGCUGGCCCUUUUCCAUCAGGACUCUACCCCCAUGACACAGGUCGGGAUCUACUGAACGAAAACCUUCUUAAUAGCCAAGGUCUGCAGCAGCACCCAGGGAAUCCCCUGUACAAUACUGGUAGCUUUCCACAUCAGCCACCAGCUCAAUCUGCCAGCCCCCCUCCUGCCCAGGUCAAAUACCUUCUGCAAGAGGCCCAGUGGCCCCAUGGUGGAGCUACAUCAGUGAGCCCACCACAGCAGAACCCUCUAAUGGGGAAUCAGGGCCACGGCCUUCCUUAUGGACUGCCCAUCAUGGCUCACCCUAGCAGGCAGGAGCAGGUUCACCUGAUGCAGCUUCACCAUCAACACCAGCAGCAGCAACAACAACAGCAGCAGCAGCAGCAGCAGCAGCAGCAACAACAACAACAGCAACAACAACAACAAAAUCAAGGUCCAGAUCAGGAGCCCUACCACCCAUUAUCCCCCAGAACAUCAGCAGCCACAGCACAUCACAAUGUAGAUGAGUAUGAACCCAGAGGUCCAGGGCGGCCUCUUUAUCAACGCCGUAUCUCGUCCACCUACCCAGAUGAAUCAUCUCCAGCCAACACCCACAAUACCCUGUCACAGCAAUCCCAGCCUUGUGCAUCAGAUACCCAGGACCACCCUCAUCCUCACAUACAGCAUCAUCAGCACCCACACGCCCCCUACAGCUAUCCUUCACAUGACCACCUCUGGCCAAGUAAUGGAGGCGGUCCGGGUCCGUUUCAGAACAUUCCAUGUAACGGAGCCGGCACACUCGCUCAGCAUCGGGACCUUCUAGCUUCCAAGGCCCUUCGUCAGGCAGAGGAGCAUGCAAAGGCAGAAGCCACAGGAACACAGCAGACACAUCCACACUCCCUCAACUCCCUUCAGCAUCAGUUUCCUCCUCUCAUGCCCAACAACAAGCAGCAGCAGCCCCAGCCUCCCACCGAGCCCAGCGAGGGGGCUCCAAAUUUAGGCAAACAGCCUACCAUGUCCUACGCGAGCGCUCUUCGCGCUCCACCUAAGCCCCGGGCAGUUCGGCCUGAACAGGUCAAGAAGAAUAGCGACCCCCUCUCCCUCCUACAAGAGCUGAGUAUAGGAAGUUCAAAUGGUAGCAAUGGGUACUAUUCCUAUUUUAAAUGAGUGUCACUUCUCCCACAUAAGUGAAUAAGUAAUAAUUAAAAAAAAAAAACAAAUAAAAAAAAAAACAAAUAAAAAAGAAAAUUAUAAAAAAGGUAAAAUCAUUUCUAAAAACACAAAAAUUGUGCAAAGUGCAUUUACAAGUUGUUUCUAUCAGUAGGUUGGUUUUAUGCAUUUUGUUUCAUUUAAACUUUUUAUUUUUAACAGUCAUUUUUUUCCUCCUAUUUCACAUAUCUGUGAAGAAAAUAAGUAUAUAUAAUGAAUGCAUUACUGGUAUAUAUACAUACUCAUUAUGUAUAUAUGAAUAUAUACUUAUAUUAUCUACACUUGUAUAUGUACGUAAUGCUAAAAAAAAAAAAAAAAGCAAAAAACAGACAUAAAAAAACAUAAAAAGCUCAAAAACAAUGGUGUCUGUUGGUUGACCACUUAGCUCCUGCUUGUAUUUUUCCUUAUUGAAGUUGUUUUGCGAAAUAAGUAUGUUUUUAUUAUUUUUUAUUCCUCAGUUUCGAGUGGACAUUACUUAUUGAUUUUCAUACUACUGUAGAUGUAAUGGACAUAAGCUAAGUGGUCAACUGACACAGAAACUACAUGGAACAGUGUAUAGAAGUAGAUAAAUUUUGCUCUAAUAUGUACAUAUAAAGAAAAAAUAAAAGACUGAAUCGUAUGCCACAGACAUGUCCUUAAAUUCCUGUAUCAUGCUAGAUUUGCAAUAUGAGUUUUAAAGUUUUGUUUUUCCUGUUUUUAGCUUCUGAUCUUUAAUUCUUAGACAUCCUUACCUGGGAAUCAUCUUCAGUCAUUUUUAGUAGAAAAUGUGAUUAUUUAUGGGGAAAAAAUGACAAAUAUCUAUUGCAUAUUUUAGCUUUUACCAGCUUCAACAUCAAAGCAGCAACAACUGUUUCAUUCCUCCUCUCUUUGCGUUAAAGAUCAGAGAACACCAUCCUUUUCAGUGAUAAGAUUAUCCUAGACUGCUUUGCUUGUGGCUGACACGCAGUUACAUGAAUUCUUUGUUGUUGUUGUUGUUGUUGGUUUUAUUUUAUUUUAUUUUAUUCUUUGUUUAAGACCGUCAUUGCAUCGUGGACUUACUUUGCAACUCUUGUCCAACAGUAUGACAUUGUUUCAGUAUAAUUACUGGAGUGAAAUGGUUUGUUUGUUUGUGUUUUGCUAUUGGACAGAGUUCUGUUUUUAUUGUGUUGUUUUGUUUGAAAAGGUUGCAGUACUCUGAAGGUUUGUGUAUGUGAAGAAAGGCCAGUGAGGUCAGAGUAGUGUGUCUAACAGGCAAACUGAGAAGAUCUAGAAUUGCAGUCAGAUGUUUUUGAACACACUAAAUUAUUGGUCUUACGUAUGUUGGAACUUAAGAGUAAACACCCUGAAAUGUUGUAGGUGUGACACCUUUUUUAUAUAUAUAUAUAUAUAUAUAUAUAUGCUUCUUUAUUUUCUUUAUAAUAACAAUGAAUAGAAAAUUGCCCAAAGUUGAUGAUAGACCUGUUAUGUUAACCUGAUCUCAGAUGAUUUGCCAGUUUCUUGCCACUUAGUUUUAGGCCAGAAUGUCCAAAGGUUUUGAAGUCCUUAGGAAUAAAUAUUACUUACAUCUUUUGUUGUUUUGUCGCAAACAUUGGUCAUUGAUCAUUUCCAGUUCUGCUCAAAGUCAGCAGCUUUUCCAUGAGCUGGGUAUUUUGGAAAUUCAGAGUAUGUAAUAUCAACCUUUUAAAACUGCGGAAAAGAAAAAUGAAGAGUAACAUAGAACUCGCUGUUCAGAAACCUUUGACUGUUUUGCUUUUAGGGUGUGAAUAUAAAGAAUGAAUCGGAAAUGUUGGGUUUGCUCCUCGUGGUUCACAGAUCCUUUUUAUUCAGAUUAGAUAUAUUAACGCUACUGCAGUAGACGCAUUUCAUUCUCUUUAAUCUAACUGAAAUUGCUCUGCUCGUGCUUUGCAUUUCACUACGACAACAUUUUUCUAUAUUUGUAACAUCUUAAUAAAUUACAGGAUGAAUCAUGCCGCUGAGUUACUCAAAAGGAGUUGACACACAAGAGAAAGACACACGUACGUGCACAUGAAUUUUACUUGAAACCCAGCUGAUUUGAGUCAUGUGGAAAUUAAGUAUAAAAAGAUGCUCGCACACUGUAUCUGCCUAUUUUAUUUAACAAAAAAAAAAAAAAAAA
Molecule: messenger RNA, 8097 nt
Organism: Neolamprologus brichardi
Lineage: Eukaryota; Metazoa; Chordata; Actinopteri; Cichliformes; Cichlidae
Source: RefSeq, a predicted model, not a curated record